This is a messenger RNA of Magallana angulata, 2374 nucleotides long. RefSeq lists its product as uncharacterized. The record is from RefSeq and is a predicted model, not a curated record. The transcript is spliced from 13 exons. The coding region runs from base 36 to 1910 and encodes 624 amino acids. NCBI's taxonomy places the organism in Eukaryota, Metazoa, Mollusca, Bivalvia, Ostreida, Ostreidae.
UUUAAAUAUGCCAUUGCUUGCUCAAUAUUCGCUCCAUGUGGCUGCUCCUGAUUUUAGCUUGUGUGCUUGGUUGCGCUGGAUACCAAUUCCAGCUGGAAGUGAAUGAGACUGGGCGAUUUGUCUAUACAGGCAACAAUGGAAGGCAUCGAUACUGUACAACAUGCGAAACGGGACAAAAUGACGAAAUAAACAUGAAAACUCAACAAUCUGAAUGCAUUGAACAAAACUUCCAAGUCCCGAUGCCCGACGGCAGCAAGGAACCAAUAUGUAAGGAGGGCAUUAGUGAUGCCAUUAUACCAGGUUGUGGUCCUUUACCAACAUCAGACGGACUCUCUUGGAGGACAGAGUCCGGUAGACCCAUACAGGUCAAAAGCACUGUGUAUGAGGUGUAUUAUCCUAUAUGUAGCCAGAAUGGCGUCCUUAACAGGGACCUACGCAGCGCUCGAUGUGGUGAAGACCUGAGAUGGAACGCCACCAUCCAGGGAUUGCGGUGUCUUUAUGGUUGUGGUCCUUUCCCAAUUGGUUCGAAGUGGAGGCUGCAGAAUGGAAGCGAGGCUGAAAAUGAAAGUUUGGUGGGGGAGAUUUAUUUCAGUGAAUGCUCGCCUCGUCACAAACGGAGCAUAGUUAUGUACUGUGGACCAGAUUCGAAAUGGCACGCUAAUUAUUCUACACCAUGUGAAACCGACAAAUGUGAACAGUGGUAUUGCAGUGUAGAAAUUCUUAUUGGAUGUUCGCUAGGAGCAUUUCUUGGAAUACUCAUAUUGGUCAGGUGUAUUUACAUGCACUGUCAUUUCGAUGGGCAUCGAACAACGACAAAUAUUGACGAAGAAUCUCCAAUGAUAAAAGUUUCAUGUACGGCAGUCCCUGUACCGGAACAGACAACAGAUACUACUAGAUUGUCAUCCAGCUCUGAAGAAAGCACUGACACAGCAAGAACAUCUCCUGGAAGUUCGACGCCGGUGGAACACGAGUGUGAUCAAUAUGAACUUAGGUCCUUGACAAAAACCACGUCUUUAAGCAUUUUAUCCUUAAAUCCAUCGAAUGAAAAUAUUCGAGUUUUUCAGGCAUUACGCUCAACAACUAAUAACGACGGGAUUUUGCAGUUUAUAGUGCAGAAAGGUGAAACGGUUUUUAUUGCCACCAAAGAGAAAUUGAAUGACUCGGAUUGUCUGCAAAUACGGCGACAGGAUCCCGAGUCGUAUCGAGGCGUGGAAAUGCACCCCUUUCUGCACUGCAUCUCCUGUGUGGAGAUUGAUGACUCCGGGGUUUAUUAUUGGAGAACCGCCUCUUCGUCAAAGGAACGUUACUUUAAAUUUGAUCUUAAAGUUGUCGACCGCGGGCAACCAGAUGGUUUGGAGUCGUCUGAUUUGAACCCUUUGGCGAGUGCAGGCUCUAAUGGAGAUGUGCAUGAAGACCACACUGAAUAUCAUUCUUCUGUAAGUAAUCCUUGUUUGGCUGGGUUAUGUCCAUCUUUGAGCGAAGCCUCUUUGUUGACCGAGGAUAACAAAGAUGAACCAGUCUGUGGGUUACAGAUAGACACUAUAUAUCGAGAUCCAAUCUGGGAUGCCUUCCUGAAGCGUUUGUGUAACUGUCUCAAUAGUUCAGCUUCAGGUCGAGAAUGUGCAUGUUGGAGGGAAAUAGCCAAAAUGUACCUAAAACGGACGGAUGCCUAUCUCUCUAGUAUUGAAUGGUACGAAGAGGGUGAUCCUGUUAACGGCCCAGCCUACCUUAUCCUAAACGACGUCCGGAGAGCGUACCGAAUCAUUACCAUAGGCCAACUCGCAGCGAAUCUACAACCGCCAAACUUAGACCUAAUGAACUGCAUCAACAGUUUUCACCACAACUGCACCUUUUGCACUCGUCUUUAUUACCGAAUGCAUCAAACAAGACCAAAAGAUGUCCACGGAUAGUAAAAGGGGUCAUUUUAUCCCUUUGCUGUUUUUAAGGGACGUUGAAUGACAAUUUCUGAGUUGUCUCCAAGCACCCCGGUCGGGCUCUCCGAGGUACACGAAUAGGGUCCACGCAUAAGGAAGGAGUCGGCCUUAUUCUCUCUGUCCUGAGACAGAAAGAGCGGUGAUUUAUUUCACAUAAUUGACUAUUUUUUAAAUAUUUUGACAUUCACAGGGAAGUUUUCCAGGUUUUCAACUACAGUCAGUUGAUAUCUCUCCGAUCUUUGGAACUUCCGAUAGGAAAGCAGAAUACCAUCCAAUCAGAAAGCAUGAUUCAAAUGUUUUGAACACUGAUUUGCAUAAUAUUUAACUUUUGUGCUGUUGUUAAUACGCUUGCCAGCUUAUGAAUAAGAAUCUACAUACCAGUAAUACGCUGUACAUGUGAAGUGUAACGUUUAUUGACAUUAAUGUUAAAUGUGAGUUAA